Fraxinus pennsylvanica is the source of this 426-nucleotide messenger RNA. The record is from the annotation of a GenBank genome assembly. NCBI's taxonomy places the organism in Eukaryota, Viridiplantae, Streptophyta, Magnoliopsida, Lamiales, Oleaceae.
AUGAUUCCGAAGCAAUGGACACCGCCCUGUAACAAUGAAUGCACUCACAAAUACGCUGCCCUCGUUCAAAUUCCCUGGAGAGUAUUUUGCAAAAAGGGGUGUGACUCUGAUGGUGACACAUGGGAAGACUGUUUAGGGGAGUGUGAUGAGAUAUGCUAUAAAGACCCAGUUUUAAAGGACCGACAAUGGAGUGCUUAUAUCGACCGUUCUCCUGGUGCUGUCAGCUACUCGGAGGAAUGCUUCCGUGCUUGUGUAGCUGGCUGUGGUUACAAGUUUGAUCUUCCAUCAGAGAAAGUUAAUCAAGUGCAUUCAAAGAGACCAUCAAAUCCUCACACCGUAGAGAAACCAUCAGCCCCACCUGCUGUUGAAUCCAGUCCGCCUCGUGAAUCCACUUCUGCUGAUGAUAUACCUAGCAGUUCUGCGUAG